AUGGAAGGGAGGAUGGAACAAUACUUUGAGUUUAAAGAAACACCCCCAAACCAACAAUACAAGAUCGCAAAAAUAAAACUGACCAAAUCGGCUGCAGUUUGGUUAGAGGGCAUUCAAAAACAAAGACUUAGAGAAGAGAGGAAUAGAAUUAACACUUGGGAAAAGCUUAGGAAACAUAUGAAAAGGAGAUAUGUCCCAACUACAUAUAAGCAGCAACAGAUUGUGCAGUUACACGCCAUGAAACAAGGGACUAGAUCUGUGGAGGACUAUAUGAACGAAUGGGAGAGACUAUAUGUUCUUUGUGACCUUCAUGAGGCUGAGGAAAUAAAGGUGGGAAGGGAGAUUGAGAGACAAGCCUACAGAACAGCAAACUCCCAAGUGAGGAACACAAGAGCCUACCCAUCUAGGACUACCAAUAGUCUAACAGUACCUAGGAAGGAGACACCCACCCCCGGACCCAGACCUACUAAUACCAGAACAGAGACCAAUACCAAGCCACAGGACAUAGUAUGCUUUAAAUGCAAUGGGAGGGGGCACUAUAAGAGGGACUGUCCUAAUGCCAGGGCUUUCACAAUGAGGGAAUGGACUGAUAUUAGGCAAAACACUAACCCUAAGAGACUCUUGGUUUUAAAGAAUGGACAAGAAGAAGAGCUAGACCCCCCCAGUUUGAGUGAUGGUGAUGGCACAUUCAUAGGAGAUGAACAGGGAAAUUGGCACACUUUUGAAGGGGAUUCUGAGGAGGAAGGAGAGGGAGAGCUAGAAAGAAUCCCCCCUGAAGAAGAACACUUGAACCUCAUCAUCAGGAGAAGCUUUCACAACACACCCAUGAAUAAAAAAUCAGAUCAGAGAGAAAACAUCUUCCAAACAAAGUGCAAAAUACAGGGGAAAGUAUGUGAUUUGAUUAUUGACAGUGGGAGUGAGGCUAAUUGUAUCAGCAGGCAUUUAGUUGAGGAAUUACACUUAAGGACUAAACCUCACCCUAACCCCUACAAGAUGAAAUGGCUGGACACAAAAUCCAGUGGAUAUGAUAAAAAAACCAUGCACAAUGGCUAUGAUAACACAUACACCCUUAAGCACAAUGGGAAGAAGAAGGAAUUCCUACCCCUGCCUCCACACAGAGCAGUCCCACCCCAACCCUCCAAGGUUCAUGUACACUUAAUGAAUAAAAGAGAGUGUGAAAGAGAAAUGCAGGGAACAGGAGAGCUGUACUUAUUAGUCACUAAGGAAGUGCAAGAACCCACACCCAUACCUACUGAGAUGACUGGAUUACUAGAGCAGUAUAACGAUGUCUUCCCCACUGACCUACCACCUGGACUACCACCAGUAAGGGGUGUUGAACACCAAAUUGAUUUAAUACCUGGGGCAAGCUUACCAAACAAACCUGCCUAUAGAACUAACCCCAAGGAAGCCCAGGAAUUGCAAAGACAAGUGGAGGAUCUGAUGAAGAAGGGCUUUGUGAGGGAGAGUUUGAGUCCAUGUGCAGUACCCACUCUGCUUGUGCCAAAAAAAGAUGGCACAUGGAGAAUGUGUAUUGAUAGUCGUAGUGUAAACAACAUCACCAUUAAGUAUAGGUUCCCUAUACCUAGGAUUGAUGACAUUUUGGAUGAAUUAGGGGGUUCUCAAUGGUUUAGCAAGGUGGAUCUUAGAAGUGGAUACCACCAAAUUAGGAUGAAAACAGGGGAUGAGUGGAAAACAGCCUUCAAAACCAAGUAUGGGCUAUAUGAGUGGCUUGUUAUGCCUUUUGGCUUGACUGGUGCCCCUAGCACUUUCAUGCGCCUGAUGAAUGAGAUUUUGAGACCUUUCCUAGGAAAAUUUAUAGUUGUUUACCUAGAUGACAUACUCAUAUACAGCAAGGACAUAGCAGAACACUUAAAUCACCUCCAACAGCUGUUUGAAGUAUUAAGGAAAUAG
Messenger RNA from Amaranthus tricolor (Joseph's coat), 1911 nucleotides. RefSeq lists its product as uncharacterized. The record is from RefSeq and is a predicted model, not a curated record. The transcript is spliced from 3 exons. The coding region runs from base 1 to 1911 and encodes 636 amino acids. Lineage: Eukaryota; Viridiplantae; Streptophyta; Magnoliopsida; Caryophyllales; Amaranthaceae. Gene Ontology annotation, molecular function: zinc ion binding; nucleic acid binding.